This is a messenger RNA of Engraulis encrasicolus (European anchovy), 2670 nucleotides long. RefSeq lists its product as uncharacterized. Lineage: Eukaryota; Metazoa; Chordata; Actinopteri; Clupeiformes; Engraulidae. Bases 2 to 1750 code for a protein of 582 amino acids. Gene Ontology annotation, molecular function: deNEDDylase activity; zinc ion binding; cysteine-type peptidase activity. The transcript is spliced from 17 exons. The record is from RefSeq and is a predicted model, not a curated record. Gene Ontology annotation, biological process: protein deneddylation; proteolysis.
CAUGACACAGGCACAGACUAUGGCGGACCUCGAGCAGCUGAUCACAAGUGCAGCCAUGGUUUUUUCGAGCCCCUGUACUGGUCCAGGUGUGGAAAAACACUUCAACAACCUUCAGAUAUUACUGCAGGGACAUACCAUUGACGAGGGCACCACAGAAGAGGAGGACUUUGUACUCUCAGAAAUAAAGAGUGAUUCCGGGCCUUCCCCAUUCUCCGAGCAUUUUGGCAAAAUGUUGACUACCCUUCGGUCACAGCUGGAGACAAAGGGACCCCAAAAUGUGUACUACUCCCCAAAUUUCAUUGGGAAAAUCGUGGCCAACCUUCUACCUCAGGCUCCUCUCUGGACUGCUCUGCUCUUGGGUGAUCUGGGACGGCAUGGGAACGGACCAUUAUAUGAAAAGCUGUCCAGGAAAUACCAACAAGCAGCAGGGACACCUAGACAGAAUUACACGGCCGACAAUCACACCCAAGGGAUAAUGGAAAAAAGCCAGUGGGACCUCAAGAAGGUGCGGCUAGAGCAGAGGAGAUUCGCCCGAUUUGAUGAUUUUGUUUUGAUGCACCAAGCCAGCCUCUCUGCAUUGCUCAUGGAAUAUGCAGAUGCUGUCAGGAGCAGCAAGCAGAAGCAACAUCGGGUGGACACAGAGAAAUGGGGCAAGAAAGAAAAACGGAGGCGAGGGGUAUACGUGACCCCAAGGCAAAAGGCCUUCUCUUUUAAGAAUACAAAGCCUUCCGAGAGCGACCCACCUUCACCCCACACCCCAACUGAUGGUCCUUCCACAUCACAGAAACAUCACAAAGGCAACCUACCAUCUGAAGAAGAGAUUGAACAGCACAAAGACCUCCCACUGGAAGAGGAAGAGAUUGAACAGCACAAAUACCUCCCAUCGGAAGAGGAAGAGCUGCAGUCACUGUGGGGGAGACCCGAGACGGUGGCGGUUGUAGCAGUUGUUCCAUCCCAAAUAAGAGGACGCUCGUUCACUAUCCGCCACUGUGAUUUAAACAGUGUCCGCCCGAACCAGUGGCUCGUGGGCGAUGUGAUCCAAUCGCUCAUGCACCUCAAGGUCUCCGAACUGCAGCUUGAGGAGCGAGUGUAUGUGAUGGACCCCUAUGUGGCACACAUCAUUCUCCAUGGGAGUAGGGAGGCUGUGUGGGGCCAGCUGUUGCCUCGUGUGAAUUUCGACAGUUACGAGGCAGUCAUGUCCUUCGUCAACAUCAGCAAUGUUCACUGGAAGCUCCUGUACCUGAGUGCCCUGGAUCGCAAGGUCUUCGUGGUGGACCCUGCCCGCAAUCCUGAUGAACAGGAGGACUCAGAUGCAGCAGCCAAAAAAUUCCGUGAAUAUUUCAAGACGAGACUCACUCUGCUCCACAAAUCUGACUGGGCCACCAUCAAGUGGACUGGCGACACCAUGACCCACCCAGUCCAAAGAGACGGCAGCAGCUGUGGUGUCAUGGUGAUCUUGAUGGCCGAGGCACUAUUGGCUGCUUAUCCUGAGAGGCCCACAAUUACCUUCCCCACCACAGCGGCAUGCAUGGUGAAAGAGAGGACACGGAUGGCACUGGAUAUCCUUAAGGGCUCCGUUUUUGACAAGGACAGCACCUGUGCCAAGUGUGGUGGAGAGAAGCCACAAGGGAGUGAUCCCACAAUAUACUGGAUCCAGUGUGACCUCUGCAACCGCUGGUACCACCUGCAGUGCCUAAGAGAUGCGCCUGAGGACACCAAGGCUCGAUGGCUAUGUAUGCUGUGCGUGUGAGUGAGUGAGAGAGAGAGAACGAGAGAGAGACCACUAAAGUGCUGUGGUUUUAGUUUACUGUUUUUAUUUGUCUUCUGAAGUUCCUCUUGUUUAGGGCUAAGCAGUGAAGCUGGCAAAGGUGCCUUAUGUCUUAGUAGUUUUUUCCCACUUGUUCUUAUUAUUAUGAAACCCCUUUCGUCUCCUUAGAGAGACUAUGGCUGCGGAAAUCGGAACACAUAUUCGGACCAGUCUCCACAUUACCCACAGCAAUUUACAGGUCCCCAACCCUCUAAUGUAACAUUUUAGCUAGAUGUCUGCCUGUAGCUUUUGAACUGUAUGCCUAAUUUUCUAAAUCCUUAAGUCCUUAAGCUAUGUCAAUCUUAAGGCACCCUAUGCCGUCAUGUCAACCAAUUUUGGAUUUUGUUAAAAUCAAUAACAAAAGGUACUUGUCCAGUUUUUUUUUAGGUUGUUUUUUUUUUAGAAUGACCUAAUGGAGUGAUGUGUAUUUGUGCUCCAUUACUUCGUUACUUGUUCAGAUUGUUCAGAUGAAACCUGUUAAUGAAAAUAAUGUAAAUAAAACAACUUGUGUUGUGUAUAUAGUGGAAUGGUGUUCAUUAUAAAAAGCAAUGUCCUUAAACGGUGUUAAUUUUUGUUUGUCUUUUUUCACAAUGGUGAUCUUAAAGAGCAGAUUUCCUUAAAGUCUCACACACACACACUUUUGUACUACUGUAACCGCAGAGAUACACCAGCGGCGAUUCGAUUCAAGCGACAGAGUGUAGCAGCAAGCGAUACGAGAUUGAGGAGACUAGAGUAUGUCCGCACAGGCAGGAGGCAAAGCAUUCAAGCAUUCCCAUUGGCUGUGGUCACUGACCUCUAUACAGUCAUUGGCUGUCGCGGCUUGUCGCCGAACCGCGUCAUAGAAAGUUUAAAAGAUUUCAACU